Molecule: messenger RNA, 2986 nt
Organism: Toxotes jaculatrix (banded archerfish)
Lineage: Eukaryota; Metazoa; Chordata; Actinopteri; Toxotidae
Gene: slc43a1a
Product: solute carrier family 43 member 1a
Exons: 15
Coding region: 245-1927 (560 amino acids)
Biological process (GO): neutral amino acid transport; transmembrane transport
Molecular function (GO): neutral L-amino acid transmembrane transporter activity; L-amino acid transmembrane transporter activity
Source: RefSeq, a predicted model, not a curated record
AGAAAAGAAGUGUGGUCUCAGUGGAACUACCACGAAACAUCCUAAAGGAAGAAAGGAGGCAGGGAAAGUAAAAGGUUUAAUUCAGGGGGUUGAGACUCUCACUGCUGAGUAAUCAAGAAAACAACAACAAUCAGCUGUGAAAGUAGUCAUUUAAUCAUUUUUACCACUUAGUGAGCAACAACAGCCUUUGAAAAAAACAUUUCAAGCAUUUUUCUCUCUGAGACGACAACUGAAAGCAGCAGCGAUGUUGCCCUCUCUCCUCCAGGCCUACAAGAGGCGCUGGUGGAUGGCAGUGACAGCGGUUAUUGAAAACCUGCUGUGUUCGGCUGUGCUGCUUGGCUGGGGCUCCCUGCUCAUCAUGCUGAAAAGGGAAGGCUUCUAUUCCCACCUGUGCUCAGAUAAUGACUCAGUGGUCGUGUCUUUGGGGAACUCCUCCACCGGUGAGGUGACAGAGUGGCUCAGCUGCGUGGACCAGGAGGAGAUGCUGAAUCUGGGCUUCACCAUCGGAUCCUUCUUGCUCAGCGCCACCACCCUGCCGCUCGGUAUCUUGAUGGACAAGUUUGGGCCACGCCCAAUUCGCCUGGUGGGCAGUUCAUGCUUCGGUCUGUCUUGUGUCAUGAUGGCCGUGUCAGCCUACAACCCUCUUGUUAUGUCAGCGCUCAUCUUCUUGGCUCUGUCUCUGAACGGCUUUGGAGGCAUCUGUCUGACCUUCACCUCCCUCACGCUCCCCAACAUGUUUGGUGCUCUGAGUUCCACAGUUAUGUCUCUGAUGAUUGGCUCCUACGCCUCGUCUGCUGUCACCUUCCCUGGAGUGAAGCUGAUCUACGAUGCAGGCGUGUCCUUCCAGGUGAUCAUGUGGGUGUGGGCAGGUCUUGCCGCGGCUGUCUUUUUAAACUGUUUCUUCAACUGGCCAACAGAAGGCUUCCCAACACCUGAUGAGGUGGACUACAGUAAGAUCCUCUCUGUGAAAGAGCUGCCUUCGUCGGACCAGAAGGACGUUGGGGAGAGACUGAGCCAGAAAAACGGACACUUGCGACACUCUACAGAAAAGCUUCCUAAUGGUCCUGACGCUGCACCUAAUACCGUUCCCUUCCGCCGCUCUGUGUUCUCUCCCAUCUUCCUGUGGAGUCUGGUAACAAUGGGGAUGUCCCAGUUAAGGAUCAUCUUCUUCAUGGGGGCGAUGAACAAGAUGCUGGAGUUCAUGGUCACGCACGGCGAAGAGCAUCCGUCUGAGCAACUGGUGAUUGAGGCAAAAGAAAAAGUGAGUUUCUACUCUUCCAUCUUCGGCACGCUGCAGCUGCUGUGUCUGGUCACAUGUCCUCUGAUUGGAUACAUCAUGGACUGGAAGAUGAAGGAGUGUGAAGAGGAGAACACUGCUCACCCAAUCACAGAGCACAGACAGACCAGUGGGCCCAAGAGAGACCGUAAGAUCCAGAAAGUGACCAACGCCAUGAGGGCCUUCAUCCUCACCAACCUGCUGCUGCUCGCUUUCGGAUGCUGCUGCCUCAUAGACAGCCUGCCUCUACAGAUUUUGACCUUCAUCCUCCACACUAUGGUCCGAGGCUUCAUCCACUCUUGCUGCGGGGGCCUUUACGCCGCUGUAUACCCAUCCAACCACUUUGGCACCCUGACAGGCCUCCAGUCCAUGAUCAGCGCUGUGGUGGCCCUGCUGCAGCAGCCGCUCUUCAUCGCCAUGGUCGGACCUCUGAAAGGAGACCCCUACUGGAUCAACCUCGGCCUGCUCAUCUUCUCAUUGGCCGGUUUCCUGUUGCCGGCUUACCUGUUCUACCACCGCAGACACCUGGUGAGAGAAAAAGAGGCCAGAGAGAAGCAAGCCGCCAGCAGUCAGGAGAUGCAGGCGCUCAACCACACCGAGGCCAACGGCUACAAGCCCCACAGCAACGGCGUCACUGCUGUGGAGGCUUAGACAACAAUAUUGAGCCGAGGACUAGGGGAAAUGUGGGAUUUAUUUUUGUAUGUGCCUUCAAAAUGAGCACCAGCGUUGUUUUUGUGGUCAUAGCUGGUGCAAUGAGCCCCCUGCCCCCCACUCAGUUUGAUUUCUUUUUAAGUUCUUUGUGAUUUCAGGAGAAGAUGUGUCAUCAUUUGUUGCCGUUUAUUUAUUUUGGUUUUAGGUCAAAGAGCCAAAUUUGAAGCCAUAGAUUUCACUCACACGAACACAUCCUGGUAUGUCCUGUGUGUGACAGACCACAGAUAUCACGGUACUUGAAAUACUCUUACAUAGUUCGCACAGACUUCUGAUAACCAUCACAAUCCUAGCUAACACCAAAGAACAGCUUAAAAAUAUUAGGAAAGUUACAGUUUCUAAUUCAGUAUUGUUUCAAAAGUCUGCUUAUGAAACAAACUUUUAGUACAUUGUGCUUUUUCUACUGUAUUCCCCUAAAUAUAAAGCUUUGUCAGUACACUAUUAAAAGCAUACAAGCUAUCAAAGAAAAUUUAGAACAGCUGAAUACCAGACUUUUGGUACAUAUGAAGAUUUUCUUUUUUUUUUGUAUUUUCAGAGCCCACUUAUUCCCACAGACACACGCACAGAUAGACUGGUUGUAGAGACACAUAUCUACCUCCUCCGUUUCCUUUUUAUGUACUGUGUCUUUGCAACUGACUCCAUGACUAUGUCUGUCCAUCAUUUGUUUUUGUUUUUGUUCACAUUAGGAAAUAUAAGUCCUUUAAAUGUCAAACACCCCAAGUGACAACUUUAAUCAGUUCAGAAUUUUCUCCUUGUGUAUUCAUGUGUGUUAGACAUUGCUGAUUAAGCCCUUGCAUUUCUGGAAUUUUUAUAUUUAGGAAAAACCUUUUUUUAAGGAAACAUCACAUGGAAAAUAUGACUGAUUUUUAAAAUUCUGGCACACAGUGUGUGUCAGUGUUGUUAAACACUUUGUACUGCUUUAUGCACAGAAAUGAUCUAGUGUGUGUAUAAAAUGUGUAUUUAAGUGUUUUUUUUAUACUCUAGCUGCAGUAGAAUUAAAAA